AUGCAAAUGAAUGGUAUGUUGGAGAUUUGUAGUGUUGGAAGAAACAGUGAACCACACUCUCCACGGGCAACGUACAGGGGUCAUCUCAUCUAUUUGUUACGACGUCGAAGAGGCUCGCCACUCUUGGUACUGCCACGGAUUCUGGCACAAACGAAGACGCGGUUGAGAUUCGUGACGACGUUGACAUUCUGGAUGAUGGGCGGGAUGAGAGAGCUGGUACAUUCGAUGACAUUGGCACUCGUGGAGAAGUUCGACGAGCCGCCGCUGAGAAGGUUUUUAGUUUCAAGUGAAGUUCUUCAAUUGUCUUGGUCUGCUCGGCAAUUUGAUGACGAUACUCCGCGAUAA
This is a messenger RNA of Caenorhabditis elegans, 345 nucleotides long. RefSeq lists its product as uncharacterized. The record is from RefSeq and is marked reviewed. Bases 1 to 345 code for a protein of 114 amino acids. NCBI's taxonomy places the organism in Eukaryota, Metazoa, Nematoda, Chromadorea, Rhabditida, Rhabditidae. The transcript is spliced from 2 exons.